AUAAAAGUGAUAACAGCACUGUGCAUAUUCUUAUGAAAAUAAAUAAAAUUUAAUUUGGUAAAUUUUAUGUUCCAGGUUUUGUGAAAAACAGUAGCUUGUUAAAAAUGAAAACUAAUUUUGUUCCACGGGUGAAUCAGCUCGAUUCUAUUCAACUUGACAUCGAAAUAGUCAACAUACUAAGGAAUCAAGUCCACAGCGUUCUACGGAAUCUCCCGCCUGGCGUUCUAAGCCGCUUCCAGCCCGAAAUAAAUCUCCUAACAGACUCUACCUUAUGGGGCCUCUCGGUCCGGAAAUCGUUUGCCACGUUCGGCCAACAAAUGCUUUCCAUCACCUACGAACAGGACCAGCUCAGCGGGAAACUUAAAGCCCAUUACGCUUUAACCGUGGCAUUGGGUUACUUGAAAGAAUUGAUCCAGUUUCGAUUGACCGGUGUCACCUUCUUACAGCGAAUGAUAACGAUCGUAGAAAACUGUCUAACGUGUCUGAACUUCAUCAACUUCUUCCGGUUCCUCCGAACGGGUCGGAAGCCAUCACUUGUGGAUUAUGUUCUGCGGUUGGAACACCACUCGAUGGAUGGAGCCAAACGAAGGACUGUUGGGUAUUCGUAUAUGACGAGGGAGUUGAUAUGGUCCGGGUUCAUGGAACUGCUCGGAUUCACAAUACCGAUCGUUAAUUAUCAUGCUUUGAAGCGCCGGUUAAGGAACAUGUUGAAGCUGGAAAAUGCAGCGUGGAAAGCGGAUAAGAUUGUGCUUGAUACCGGAAGCAGAUGUGUUUAUUGCAACGAAAGGGUUACUCUACCUCAUCACAUGGGAUGUGGCCAUGUGUUCUGUUACUAUUGCCUGCAGGGAAAUCGACUGGCGGAUAGUGGAUUCCAAUGCAACGUUUGUGAUUUUAGAAGUGAAAUUUUUGAGCGGGUUGUAGCUGCUGCAUAGGUUUAAAAUAUUUUUUUGACGUAGAUUUAAGUCUUUCGGUAAGAUAGGGGGGUCAUUCGAAAGUUUCAAAUUUGGGACCGUCACGAAAAGAGGUCAGGAAGUACGAGCCAAUAACUCAGCCGUUUUUCAAAGGCUUCCGGAGAUUUGGAAAGAAUUAAUCAAAAAACUCUCCAAGAUUCUGUACACCUAUUGUAAACAAUUGAUUCAAUGCAUUUAAGUAUUGGAAAAUUCAAUUUCGUUGGCCAAUGUUGAAAUUGCUUUUUAACAGUAAAUUGACUACUUUCCGGCUAUUAGCCGUCCGGCAUGAACAUUGUUGAUGAUCAAAUUUGCGUUCAAUUUGCGAUCGUAUUUUUAAAACAAACCCUCUACUUUUUUCAAUAAGUGGUUAUUGGUGAUAAUAUCGACUAUUAAUAAAUUGUUAUUGAUUUUCAAAUAAA
Armigeres subalbatus is the source of this 1369-nucleotide messenger RNA. RefSeq names its product peroxisome biogenesis factor 2-like. The record is from RefSeq and is a predicted model, not a curated record. Gene Ontology annotation, biological process: protein import into peroxisome matrix. Gene Ontology annotation, molecular function: zinc ion binding. Gene Ontology annotation, cellular component: peroxisomal membrane. NCBI's taxonomy places the organism in Eukaryota, Metazoa, Arthropoda, Insecta, Diptera, Culicidae.